CAAAAAAUAGUAAUAUACGGUAGCAAAUUGGAUAAUAUCAAACCGCGUGAUAUCAGAAGUAUCUCAUUUCACAAGGGUUUUCGACUACGAGGCUUUUUCGAUAGGUAUUGCAUUGACGACGCGUGGAAAGGCAGAGCAGAAUAUAGUUACUGAUCAGCAACACAAUAUUUAGCAAAAUGGAGAGCGGAUUUGUAUAUUACAACACAACAGAAGCUAAUAAUUAUACAACAAUGGAUCCAGAACUGGCACAUAAUCUAUCAAUGUUUUCAUAUUCCGAAGCUUUGGCGAUGAAUAUAAUUAUCGGAGUAUUAUGUGUCGUCGGAAUAGCAAGCAAUGCUAUAACCUUCGCCGUUAUUGCAAGUUCACCUCGUCUUAACAAAAUGGUGUUCAAUAUAUUUUUGAUGGGAUUGAUGGCAUCUGACCUUGCAUCAGCUGCAGACAGCUUAUUUGUCAUAUAUAGAAUGACGUAUGGAGCCGCUAGCUAUGGUCUACCGCUCAUUAUAUGCAAGAUUUCCAUUACUGUUGAUUUUAUGACCUCAAUAGCAACAAUUCAUCUGGUGAUGGUUUUUUGUAUUUUGAGACUUCUAUCGAUUAAAUACCCCAUGAAGAUUUCCGUGUACCUAACUUUGAAAGUUGCUAAGAUUUGUGUCAUUGUUCUGUGGAUUGAAUCGGCGCUGUCGAUUAGUGCUUACUAUUUCAAAAUCGUUUCAAUAAAGUCUGCAGUUACGAGACAGGGUAUCGGUUUUGCAUGCGCGAUUGGCGAUGAAUGGGCGCCUUCUGCAGAACUGUACAGAACAAUUGCUUUCCCAUUCGUGGUCUACAUUCCAAUGGUAGUGAUCAUUCUAUGUACAAUAUUCACCAUCAUAACCUUGUUGAAGACAUCACGAACACGGAAAAGUAGACUUCGACGUCAUUCUUCUAAUUCAUCGACGAUAUCCAACGAGAAAGUUGCAACUCUACAAGUUUCUUUGAUUUUAUUGUCUUUUUUCUUUGGAUACGGUCCUUUUGUAGUAUACACUUGGAUUGUUCUACAAAAGAUGACCGAUGGUUCCAAGUUUUCCAGUCGCGAAAAUUGGCUUCUUGCGGUUUGGACAUUUGUUGCACUUCGGAUAAGCGAAUGCGUGAAUCCUUUGUUUUACAAUUUAUCUUCCAGCAAAUUGAGAAGGGCUACAAAACAAUUCCUCCGACGUGGUUUUACGAAACGGGCUGUCACACCAUCACCUUCGAUUAAAACAAUAUCUGGAAGACGAUGAAACACAUACAAACUGCUGCUAUGUAUAUAUAAAUGGAUAUAAGGACACGGUUUUCAUGAUGUAGAAUAAACAUUCGAAAGAAGGAUAUAAAAAAUGUGUGUUUUUUUUUCUUUAAAUAUAUUUGAAAAACCUUUUCAAUUGUUAAAGAAUAGUCUAUGAGCGGCGCCCAUUUAUUAAGAAAGAAACGCCCGAAAACAAAUUUAUAGUCUGAUUUUUUAACUGUUAUUAUUAUUAUUAUUAUUUUAAUGGUGCUUAUAACUGACUUAGUUUUGUGCACCAGGACUAUCUAUGAUAUUACGCGUUGGGUGUUCUAAUGCUUCGGUCCGUUAUGAGAACGUAUUCUAUAACAAAAGAUUGAAUUCUGGGAAUGGUUAGUAAAUUAAUAAGAUUUACGGGCCUAUAUUCAGUUCUUUACAAUGAUUAAUUAAAAAUGAUCUUGGGAAGUCAUAGCGGGGACAAUGUAAUAUUAAAUGUUCGACGGUUUCGUUUUCAAGCAAGUGUCACAAAGCCCAUUGUCGUGGAGUCCGAUUUAAUGGAGAUGAUGGUUCGAACGACAGUAGCCUGUUUGUAGUCUGAACAGUAUUAUUUCAUAUCUUCUAGAUAAUUUGCAGGAAAUAUGAUCUUUAACAGA
Messenger RNA from Styela clava, 1884 nucleotides. The record is from RefSeq and is a predicted model, not a curated record. NCBI's taxonomy places the organism in Eukaryota, Metazoa, Chordata, Ascidiacea, Stolidobranchia, Styelidae.